Chanos chanos (milkfish) is the source of this 3873-nucleotide messenger RNA. RefSeq names its product contactin associated protein 2b (gene cntnap2b). Lineage: Eukaryota; Metazoa; Chordata; Actinopteri; Gonorynchiformes; Chanidae. The transcript has 25 exons. Bases 1 to 3873 code for a protein of 1290 amino acids. The record is from RefSeq and is a predicted model, not a curated record.
AUGUCAAAGACACAAGAGAGGUGUAGCGACGUGUUGGCCACGCCUCUCCCGUACAGUGCAUUCAGCAGUUCCUCUGUGCUUGCCACUGAGUUUGGGGCUGGAUACGCAAAGCUGAAUAAGAGAGGAGGUGGUGGAGGCUGGUCGCCUUUGGACUCUGACAGGUACCAGUGGCUUCAGGUGGACCUCAGAGCCAGAAAGCAGAUCACUGCCAUAGCAACACAGGGCAAAUACAGCAGCUCCGAUUGGACAAAACAGUACAGGCUCCUUUACAGUGACACUGGAAAUAACUGGAGACCAUAUCGCCAGGAUGGCAACAUAUGGACGUUUUCCGGAAACUGGAAUUCUGAUAAGACCGUGCGACACGACCUGCAGCAUGUCAUAGUUGCACGAUACUUGCGCUUCGUCCCUCUGGAGUGGAGUGAGGAGGGACGAAUCGGACUCAGGGUGGAAGUCUACGGUUGCUCGUACUGGGCGGACGUAAUCAAUUUUGAUGGCCAGAGUGUGGUCUCUUACCGCUUCAAACAAAAGAAGGUUAAGAUCCUGAAGGACGUCAUCUCGCUGAAGUUUAAGACCACCAAAGGAGAUGGGGUGCUAUUACAUGGAGAGGGUCAGCAGGGAGACUACAUUACCAUGGAGCUCCGGAGGGCAAGGCUACUGCUGCAGAUUAACCUGGGGAGCAAUCAGUACGGUUCCAUUCUUGGUCACACCUCUGUGUCGAGUGGAAGCCUAUUGGACGAUGACCACUGGCACUCUGUGAUUAUAGAGCGCUAUAGACGAAAUGUGAAUUUUACACUGGACCAGCACACACAGAGCUUCCGUACAAAUGGAGAAUUUGAUCACCUUGACCUGGACCAAGAGAUCAGCUUUGGUGGGAUGCCAGUGUCUGCCAAGCCCAGCUCAGGAGGUGGAGAGAACUUCAUUGGUUGUAUGGAAGGAAUCCACUACAACGGAGACAACAUCACCAGCCUUGCCAGAAGGAAGAAAGUGGACACGUCAAGUUUUCGGAAUUUGACGUACUCCUGUGCGGAGUCCCAGAGGUUUCCAGUGUUCUUCAACUCCACGAGCUCGCUGAAGCUGCCAGGACGGAGCGACGCGGACACCGUGUCAGUCAGCCUGCAGUUCCGCACGUGGAACCCCAGUGGUCUGCUCUUCUUCACUCCUCUGAUACCAGGAGGAGUGGAGGUGAGCCUGACCGAGGGCAGGGUGACGGUGCACAUCUAUACCACCCAGGAGAGGAACAUACGAGUCGAUAUCUCCUCAGGAUCUGGACUGAAUGAUGGCCAGUGGCACAGUGUUCACUUCCUGGCUUUAGAAAGCUUUGCUAUGUUGACCAUCAAUGGAGAUGAGACCUCCUCAGUCAGAACCACACUUCCCAUUCUGAUCAGGACAGGAGGGUUCUACUAUUUUGGAGGCUACUUCCCACGGACAAACCUGUCUCCCUCGCAGCGUUCGUUCCAGGGCUGCAUGCAGCUCAUACACAUUGAUGAGCAGUUGGUAGACCUGCAUGCCGUGGAAGAAGGCUCGCUCGGAAGCUUUGAGAACGUCAGUCUGGACAUGUGUGCUAUCAUUGACAGGUGUGUUCCAAAUCAUUGUGAACACGGAGGCAGGUGUACACAAACUGGGGAUGCGUUUAGCUGUGCUUGUGAUGGAACUGGUUACACAGGAGCUACAUGUCACACCUCUGUGUAUGAGCAGUCAUGUGAGGAAUACAAACACCUGGGCAAGACGUCGGACACGUAUUGGAUCGACCCAGACGGCAGCGGACCUCUUGAGCCUUUUAAAGUCAACUGCGACAUGACGGAGGACAAGGUGUGGACCACAGUGGCAAACGACCUGCCCGCUGAAACCGUAGUGACCUUACCCUCCAAACAGGAGCAACAGGCCAUACUGAGGCUGAACUACAGCAUGUCAACGGAACAGAUGAAUGCUGUCACCAGCAGUGCAGAGCACUGUGAGCAGCAUGUGGCUUAUGCCUGCCGAAUGUCUCGCCUGCUCAAUUCUCCAGAUGGUCCUCCUUACACCUGGUGGGCUGGAAGGGGAAAUGAGAGACAUUUUUACUGGGGCGGCUCUGGGCCAGGUGUCCAGAAAUGUGCCUGUGGAAUUGAACGCAACUGCACAGACCCUAAGUACUACUGCAACUGUGACGCUGACCAGAGACAGUGGAGAGAGGAUGCUGGUGUUCUCAUGUAUAAGGACCAUUUGCCUGUUAGCCACGUCUUUGUCGGGGAUUUAAACAGAUCUGGAUCGGAGGCAAAGCUUACAGUUGGCCCUUUACGCUGUCAAGGCGAUCGUAACUACUGGAAUGCAGCCUCGUUCAGCAACCCUGCCUCCUACCUCCAUUUUCCCACCUUCCAAGGCGAGAGCAGUGCAGACAUUUCCUUCUAUUUUAAGACCUCCUCCACUUAUGGCAUCUUCCUGGAGAACCUGGGCAAUGCCGACUUCAUUCGGUUGGAGCUGAAAUCCCCCACGGUUGUGGCUUUCUCCUUCGACGUUGGAAACGGACCAGUAGAGCUGAUGGUUCACUCACCCACACCACUCAAUGAUGACCAGUGGCACAGGGUGGAGGCUGAGCGUAACGUGAAAGAGGCAGUUCUGCGAUUGGAUAAACAGUACAAGGAAGUGCAUCCAGCCCCACCCCAAGGCCACACCCGUCUACAGCUUUACAGUCAGCUCUUCGUAGGUGCAUCUGGGGGGCAGAGGGGAUUUCUGGGAUGCAUCCGGUCCCUGAGGAUGAACGGAGUUACACUUGACUUGGAGGAGAGGGCUAAAGUCACACCCGGAGUGAAGCCGGGCUGCUCUGGUCACUGCGCCAGCUACGGCCCACACUGCCAAAACGGAGGGAAAUGUGUGGAGAAGUACAACGGCUUCUCGUGUGACUGCAGCCAGACGGCUUUCGAUGGACCCUUCUGCACCGACGAUGUUGGGGGCUACUUUGAGAGUGGGACAGUGGUGCGUUAUGACCUCAUGUCUGACAGAGAUGGGCAGGGGGUAAAGGCUGUGUAUGGAGUCCUGAACACAGAGGCCAACCUGACCCAGGAGGAGCUGAGUUUCAGUUUCAGUACCUCCCACGCCCCAUGCGUGCUCAUCUACAUCAGCUCCAGGACACAGGACUACCUGGCCGUGGUCCUGCGUCACAAUGGUACUCUGCAGAUUCGCUACAGCCUAGGAGGACUAAAGGAACCCUUCACGAUCAGCCUGGACCAUCGCAACAUGGCCAAUGGACAGCCACACAGUGUCAACAUCUCCAGACAGGAGAGGACAGUCCUUCUACAGUUAGAUCAUUACCCAUCAGUCACUUACAUGCUUCCAGAGGCAUCUGAUACGCAGUUCAACCUUGUCAAGACCAUUUUCCUUGGAAAAGUUUUUGAGACAGGUCAGAUUGAUCCUGUCCUAAUAGAGAGGUACAACACACCAGGUUUUGUGGGCUGCCUCUCUAGAGUUCAGUUCAACAGGAUUGCCCCACUAAAGGCUGCGCUCAGGACGGGCAUACCAUCACCUGCAUCCAUCCAAGGGGUUCUAGUGGAGUCUAACUGUGGAGCCUCUCCCUUGACUAUCCCACCCAUGUCUGCUGCAUUUGACCCCUGGCACCCAGACUCAGGUGGUGCCCAGUUCCCUUUUAAUGAGGAGCGGGUACGUCGAGACGGAGUCAAUCGAGACUCUGCAAUAAUUGGAGGCAUCAUUGCCGUGGUGAUCUUCACGAUCCUCUGCACUCUGGUGUUCCUGGUCCGCCACAUGUUCCGUCACAAGGGUUCAUAUCACACCAAUGAGGCCAAAGGGGCAGAAUCUGCCGACUGUGCUGAUGCUGCCAUCAUUGUGAAUGACCCGGCCUUCACAGAGACCAUCGACGAGAGCAAGAAGGAGUGGUUUAUCUAA